AUGGACCGUCGUAUAUUGCGAUGUAAGCCGCGUGUAUGCUACAGUGAAGUAGAAGAACCUAGCCUUGAUGAAUAUGUUUUUUGUGAAAAAUGUGCGGACUUCGUCUACGAAUACUGCUCUAUACAUGGAGCCCUGCUGGUUAUACCGGACGACAAAGUACCUGCAAAGACUUCAUUCCCAGACUUCGUCCCGCGCGCGGCGCUCACCAUACCGCGAGUGUUUCUGCACAUAGCGCCAUCUAUUAUCCCGGGAGCAGGGUUGGGAGUGUUCUCUACGCUAACCCUACCAAGUGGGGUCCGCUUCGGCCCCUACCGCGGGAAGCGGGUGAAAGACAUCGAGUCUUCUUACUGCUGGCAGAUCCGCGACAGCAACAACAAAUGGUCGUACGCGCUAGACGCGUCUGACCCAAACGAUUCCAACUGGAUGCGCUACGUGAACUGCUCGCGACACUGGCUCGAACAGAACCUCAUCGCUUACCAGUACCAGGGACAGCUGUACUACAGGACUAUAAAAAUAAUACCAAGAUUCACCGAGCUCCUAGUUUUCUAUGGGGCCGAGUUCGCCGCGUCUCUCCACAUCGACCUACGCAACUACAACUCGCCAGCGAGCUAUGUGCAGAAAUUCGGUAAAUAUUGCAUUUAUGCAAACACGAAUUUUUAA
Ostrinia furnacalis (Asian corn borer) is the source of this 660-nucleotide messenger RNA. RefSeq names its product probable histone-lysine N-methyltransferase PRDM7. The transcript has 6 exons. Lineage: Eukaryota; Metazoa; Arthropoda; Insecta; Lepidoptera; Crambidae. The record is from RefSeq and is a predicted model, not a curated record. Gene Ontology annotation, molecular function: protein binding; histone methyltransferase activity. Bases 1 to 660 code for a protein of 219 amino acids.